This is a messenger RNA of Boleophthalmus pectinirostris (great blue-spotted mudskipper), 3050 nucleotides long. RefSeq names its product activating transcription factor 7 interacting protein (gene atf7ip). Lineage: Eukaryota; Metazoa; Chordata; Actinopteri; Gobiiformes; Gobiidae. The transcript has 12 exons. Gene Ontology annotation, molecular function: protein binding; transcription coregulator activity. Gene Ontology annotation, biological process: regulation of DNA-templated transcription. Gene Ontology annotation, cellular component: nucleus; transcription regulator complex. The coding region runs from base 1 to 2667 and encodes 888 amino acids. The record is from RefSeq and is a predicted model, not a curated record.
AUGAAUGGUACACACAAAGAGGAUGGACAAAAUCUUGAAGACAAUCAGGAGUCUGUUUCUCCAAAUGCUACGUCUCCUUUGUCUCCUGCACCUGGGCUGUCCCUAAGCCUAUCCCUCUCACCUAGCUCUUCAGAAAGCCUAAAAGCAAUGGAAGAGCUGCCUGGUUCUCCAGCAUCUCCAUUUCACUCUCUAAAUUCUGAAUUGAAAAAGUUAGAGGGCAACGAGUCAGGCCCCUCAUCACCAGCGUUAAAGUCGGACGUUGUGUCUGGAAAGGAAUCUGAGCAAACUCAAGUAGACCACACUGAGCCAGUCGCUGACAAUGAAGCAGUGGAAAAUGAGACUACGGACGAUCAAGCAAAUUCAAAUUCUGUCAAGGAUUCUGAAAGGCCGCUUCCUCAGUCUCCUGUGGUGCCAGCUGAUUGCCCCGAACCCAUGGAAACAGACAAUAGCUCCCCAAAAGCAGUGAACUCUGUGAUAACAGAAACAGAGACUGAUAAAAAGACAGAAAAAACACCUCCGCCAUUAUCAAAUGAGGUUGAUUCUUCCCCUGCUCCUGCUUGCAAGUCUGAUGCUACAGUUACUGAAAAAGAGGCUGAAACAAAGAAAGUAAGGGAAGAGACUACUCCAGUUGCAGAGAUGAAAAAGGACAUUUGCAGUGAGAAGAUGGAUAUAAAAACUGAAGAGAAAAGUGAAAAAGACACCAUCAAACAAGCCCGCCCUUCCUCGACUCCACCAUCAAAUGGAGGUAAAGAUGAGAAAAGUUCAUCUGGAAUAAAACGCACACUCUCGGAGGGAUUUGAACCCAAUGGACCUUGUAUAAACAGAGAAGUCAAAAGGCCAAAGGUGGAGAGUGAGGAGUUUGAAGCACAACUGGAGCUCAAAAUUACAGCAAAAGCUGGAAAUCACCUUAAACUUGAAAAGAUUGUUCAAAAGCUUGUAGAGGAAAAACUGAGAGUGUUGGAGAUGACCAUUUUUGAUAGAAAUCUUCAAGAGUUAAAAGACAGAGUUGACCAAAUUGACUGUACAACUAAACACCACACUGCUAUGAAUACACUACAAGCCAAAAUUGCUCGUCUGGCGAAAAAAUUUGGAGAAGCCAAUCAAGCUUCUGAAAAUAAAAAGAAACAGGAGGCCCUUGCUGCCGCCGCUGCUGCCGCCGCCGCUGCCACUGCUGCUGCCACGGCGGCUGCAAACACUACCCCAGCCCCCCCAGCUCCUGCUGCUAAGACAGUUCCAGGUCCUCAGACUCAAAGGCCUGCUCGUUCCUCUAUGGAGGUAAAGCAAACAACAACACUUGCUGUUGCAUCAACCAGCAUUCCUGCUCCUGCCACUACAGCGCCUGCAAUCUCUGCUCCCGUUCCCACGACCACGACUUUAGUGUCUCAGACACCUAUUCUCCAGCUCAUUGCCUCCACUGCUAAUGCAGUCUCUAAUCUGACUGCGAGCAGUACCACUCAGAGUCCUACAAGCACAUUGGUGCUGAAGAACGGUAUGAUGGCGACAGGCCAGCCUCUGCUCAUCCAGCUGCCUCUAUCCAUGGCUAACGGUCAGGCAGGAACUCUCGUAAACAUUCCCGUGUCCUCUUUGAAUGCGGUCACUUCUUUGAACAAGUCAAAGACUACUGCGCCCACUACAACAUUUAUUCUCAAGUCUGCUCCUACAUCCACCUCUGUGCCCUCCGCUUUAACCGCUGCUACGCUUCCUGCUACACUUCCUGCUAUACAAGCUCCUGUGUCUCACGUGCCCACUUCACAAAUCUCUCUUGCCCGGGCGGUGUACCAGGGCGGGGCAGGAGGAAUAACCACACCUAACUCGGGGGUAUCUGUGACCUCAGUGAGAGCCCCGACACAGUCUGUGUCUGUGGCCGGAGCCAUGUCCUCCACUUCAUCACUUGUGACCUCUGGACCGGCUGCAACAGGUUCCACUGCCCCUGGGCCUCCACAGGGGACCUCACUAACCACAAAAACAGACAACCAAGUACCUGGACCUUCUCCAUCCAAAGUAGCUCCUGCUGCACCUCGACCAAAGGGCUCCGUCAUAGAUCUUACUGAGGAAGAUGAUGAUGUUUUAGUCACAGGAGUAAAGAGCGCCACUGUUACAACAGCCAAUGGUAUACGCUCUCAAACAAGCAUCACCAGUACAGCCAGAUCGUCCCCUCAGACAAACCCAACCUCUGCCAGUACUCCCCAACUCUCAACCCACCAUCGCCCUCUACUGGACUCAAAAUCCAGAAAUACGACUAGUACUCCUACUCGGGGCUCCAGUGUUGCUCUCCCUCCUCUUCCUACUGCCCCUGUACCACCACGUUUACCUCCAGAAGCCGAAAAGACCUCAGUCCCACAGCAACCACAGCUAAAACUGGUGCCAAGUCAGACAGGCAUUGUCCUUUCUUGGUGUGUAGCAGAAACAGAUUUGACCUGUGCGCCCGUGGACAGCUACCACCUCUAUGCUUUUCACCAGGACAAUUCAAGCAGUAACCCAUCUCAGCAGCACUGGAAAAAGAUCGGAGAGGUCAAGGCCCUUCCGCUGCCAAUGGCCUGCACCCUUACCCAGUUUCAGACUGGCUCAACCUACCACUUUGCUGUUCGAGCUAAAGACAUUUAUGGGCGAUUUGGUGCUUUCUGUGAACCACAGUGCACUAAUGUUAUCAAUUCAAGCUCUAGUUGAACCAGUCAGAAUGGGAGAAGAAAAUUGUUCAUUCCGUUGGAGGUUACUUUUUUAAACCUGCACUCGCCUGCAUCUGUAAAUAGUGAAUGCGUAUUAUCUGGACUGAUGACUGACUUAAGAAUGAAAAUGUCUUAUGGUUUUGUUCGGUGUAUUUCUAGGUGACAUCUUGUGAGCGUGUAUAUAGUUCACUCAGCAGGCUGUAUUUAUGUUCUGACUCCUGUUCCCUUGAUUGAAAUGUCAGAUUGUUUAACCUGAACAUGAGUGACAGAAUUUACUCUAGGACACAAUUGCACAGAAUUGUAUUAAUGUGUGGUAGAUACUGAUUUUUGUACGUUUUGUCUGGCAACCAGACUUUGACAACCAUAAUAAAGUUUUUAUUUAAA